Molecule: messenger RNA, 333 nt
Organism: Laetiporus sulphureus 93-53
Lineage: Eukaryota; Fungi; Basidiomycota; Agaricomycetes; Polyporales; Laetiporaceae
Exons: 1
Coding region: 1-333 (110 amino acids)
Source: RefSeq, a predicted model, not a curated record
AUGGCAUUGGACUCGAACCAAGUUCCUGAAGACGAUCCGUCGAGGAAAGAGUCAUUCGAUGAUUCCUCACCACUCGUUCUUACACACCAAGAUAUCAAUCCUCGGAACAUCAUCGCAGGCGAAGAUGGUCGACUUUGGAUGAUCGACUGGGCAUGGGCAGGAUACUAUCCACCUUGGUUCGAGUAUGUAGCAAUGCAGAGACAGAAGAAGAACGAGGAAUAUAUUGGAUUCAAGGAUCAUUUCUGGGAGAAUUUGAUUCCUUUCGUCUGUGGACCAUACUUCAGACAGGAAAAAUGGCUGUUGAGGAUGUCGCGAGGGCUGUACUUUAAAUAA